Durusdinium trenchii is the source of this 1518-nucleotide messenger RNA. NCBI's taxonomy places the organism in Eukaryota, Dinophyceae, Suessiales, Symbiodiniaceae. The record is from the annotation of a GenBank genome assembly.
UUUCUUUCUCAACUUGCACAGCUCUGGCGACAUCGGCCAAUGUCCAGCACUGAGUUCCAGAUGGAGUUCCGCCUAACCCGAAAAGUGCCGAUUCAGAGUUUGCCGGUGGAUGGUUUGCGGGGUUUUGCUGCCUUCCACAUCAUUCUGGGUCACCUGUUCAUGUGGAGCGAGACACACCCACGGUAUGCGACACCGGAGAACGCACCGGCACCCACCGCUGGGCUUUGCAGUUGGGAGAUUUUUGCCGGCUUUCCAUUGAUGGGAGGUGGAUCUAUGGGGCUUUUCUAUAUCAUCUCAGGCUUUGUCAUGGCCAUCGGUUAUUGUCAAGUGAUGUUGGAACCGGGCUUUGCCUGUCGUUGCCUUGGCGCCGGUUAUUGCUGUUGCCCGGAGCAAGGGCACUUCCGCCCCUUGGCUCGACUCAGCGCCUGGCUCUUUUGGUGCAAGCGCCUCAUGCGCUUGGUGCCGAUGACUAUUUGACCAACAUCAUUGGAAUCGUGAUGCGCCAAGUAUAUGCAGAGGAUGUCUUUGGAGACAUGCCGCACUAUUCAUAUGAAGUCACUUGGGUCGAUUAUGUCCUCACCUUCCUGGGCCUGACCUCGUGGUCGCUGCGCUUGCCCUUGGGCAAUGAGCUCACCUGGACGAUCUCCACGAUGUGUUUCUUCUACCUAUGUUUCCCGGCCUUGGCUCCUAGACUUCAGCGACUACAGCCUAGGACUUUGCCCAAGCUUGCAUGGACCAUGUACCUUUUGCAGAUCUUUCUCAUGAUGGGAGCCUUCGCUUUGGCGUUCUCUCAAGGCAUGGGUCUUUUUGGCUCUUACUGGCUGCGCAUGACUCCACCCUUGCGCCUACCUGUCUUCGUCAUGGGUCUUUGUGCUGGGCUCAUCCGAAUUCAACGCCAACAAGCUGCUAUGAAGGACAGCGAUUUGGAUUUAACACCCAUCUCGCGCUCUGAGCGGCCAGAAGUGCUGGAUGGUGCUUGCUGUGAAGAGCCUUGCAUCGGCCCCUGGAGCCUUUUUGGAAUUUGGUUUCUUUUCACUGGGCUUUCAGUGGCUGCAGCUGUCCAAUGCGGCAUUCUGGUGGGAUUGAGAGCCGUGUUGGAGGUAUUUUUUCCUAUCCUCUUUUAUUAUUGGGUUUUGGCGAUCACCAGCCCUUUGCAUCAGAGCUCAUCCUUGGUGGCCUUCUUCAACUCACGCAUCAUGCAGUUUCUUGGAAACAUUUCGAUGAGUGCUUACAUGAUUCACAUGCUCCUGAUGGAGUUCCAGGGCUACCUGAUCGGCACACGCAUCAACUCACAUCCGUGGUGGGUGGUGCUGACGAUGCUUCCGAUGACACUGGUCCUGAGGUGGUUUCUGACAGAGUUCUUUGAGAAACCCAUCUCCCGACGCCUCCGCAGAUGCCUGGAUCGCUGUGGCACAGGUGUCGCAGUGGAGACACCGGCGGCCAAAACACAGGAGGUGACGGCCACACGCAUAGGGAAUACCAUGUAGUUUAGGCUUGGCUGGCCGCGUAGACUUAGAC